This is a messenger RNA of Blastomyces dermatitidis ER-3, 3395 nucleotides long. Its product is annotated as cellobiose dehydrogenase. The record is from RefSeq and is a predicted model, not a curated record. Lineage: Eukaryota; Fungi; Ascomycota; Eurotiomycetes; Onygenales; Ajellomycetaceae. The transcript is spliced from 2 exons. Bases 736 to 1944 code for a protein of 402 amino acids.
GCAACCCUUAAUAUAAAUACCAAGAAUAAAUCAAUAAUAAUACAUCAAACGGGUUAUGUUAUCCUCAAAUUACACACGAAAAAGAAAGAAAAAAGAAAAAAGAAAAAAAAAAUCUCAUCCGGGAACAGGUGUCGCAGAUCUUCCGAGAAUCUGCCAUGUUUGCGUCUACCUCCUCCUCCUCCUCCCUGCAGGAUUCCAAAUGCUGGCGGUUGGUUUCUUAGGUGGCUGCGGUUGGCCGGGCUGGGCCAGCAGCUGAAUCAAUGCGGUAAAUAAAUCAACCAGGAUGACGAGUCGCACGGGAGAAAUAAAAAAAAAACUAUAAGAUUUGUGGUGAUAUCCUGGAUAUCCUGUCCUGGAUAUAUAUAUAUAUAUGUGACUGUUUGUUUGGGUGUUCAAUAUCCUGUUUGUGUUGUCGUGACGUUAACUCACCUCCUCCUAUUGUCUAUAAUUUGUACGGUGCGUAGUUAUCAUAUAUUAUUGCUUGCCCUAACGACGUAUGUAACUACAUGUUACAUGUACAUGUAUUGGAAUCCUUCCUCCGCAACACUUCUAUUCACUGCAAUCCAUUCACCCGUUCACCUUCUCAACCUGGCCCAUAAAACCAUCCUUCAUAUCAUUCCCAGAUGUCAAUCAAUGCCUUGAAUCUGUCCAUUUAAGCCUGUCCAUAAUCAACAAUCAGCUUCCCGUGAACAGGGUAUAUAUUUCUCUGCCAAAUAUCUCCGAAACACUCUCGUCAUGAGACUGUCCUUUACAGCUGUCGCAGCAGCGACGCUGGCCACUGUGCCAAUGGCUUACAGCCAAACAACUAAAUUUAGCCCCAGUGAUGCAAAAGGCAUCUUCUACAGCGUCAACAUUCCCCCUUCCACGGCUUCCAAUGGCCAUGGCCCCAUAUACUUCCAAAUGGAAGCCCCCAGCGAUAGCACUGAAUGGUUCGCCCUGGGGCAGGGAACGGGAAUGGCAGGCGCCAAUAUCUUCGUUGCCUACGCCUCGUCUGACGGGAGGAACGUCACCAUCUCGCCACGCCGAGGAAUCGGCCACAUGCUUCCUGAUCACAACCCAGCCGUGCGCCUCCGCCUGCUGGACGGCUCGGGAAUCUCCAACGGCAAAAUGACGGCAAACGUACUCUGCGAAAACUGCCUGAGUUGGGACGGCGGCUCCAUGGAUCCCAAUGAUCCGCAAAGCCCCUGGAUCUGGGCGAUGAAGAGCGGCAGCCCCCUCAACUCUGCUGAUGUCACGGAGUCAAUCAUCUUCCAUGACAACCAGGGCACGUUUACGCUGGACCUGAGUGCUACAGGAGGAGGCCGCGGCAGCGGCGGCGGGUCCGCGACCGGCGUCUCGCAACGGACCAUAAAAGUCAAGCGCGUCACACACGGCAUCAUCAUGUCCGUCAUCUUCGUGGUUCUCUUCCCAACCUUCGCGCUGGGCCUCUUUUUGAUCCCCUACUCAAAGACCGCAACGCGCAUUCACGCACCCUUGCAGAUCCUGACCCUCUGCGCCGCCGUCGCUGGGUUCGGCGUCGGCGUCUCCCUGGCCCGCGACCUGGGGAAAGCAGCCAUGUACCACCCCAUCAUCGGCUACGUGGUCAUCGGCUGGCUAGUACUCUGCCAACCACUGCUCGGCUACCUGCAUCAUCUCAACUACGUAAAGACCCACGGGCCCAGCGCGGUGGGACGGGUACAUCGCUGGGUAGGGCGGUGCAUGCUCGCGCUCGGCAUCAUCAAUGGCGGCCUGGGCUUUAAGUUUAGCGGUAUCGGGAAGGAAACGGUGCCCGUGGCGGGCGUUAUUGUCUAUGCAAUCAUUGCAGGAAUCAUUGGUGUGGCGUAUGCGGGUAUUUCGACGUGGGGUACGUUGGAGAAGAAGAAGAAACAGCGGUUACGAUCUGAUGAGUCGUUCUUUGAUGGGAACGAUGAUGCGAAGGCGAUGGAUGAAAGGAGGAGGGAAUGAAUGAGAUAAUGGAUAUGGGAUGCCAAGGGCGGAAAAGCCCUAUUUAUUUUAUUUAAUUCCAUAGUUCUGUCUUGCUCAAUGGCGUCCAUCUGCUUAUCUUUUUCGUCGUUUUUUUCUUCCUUUUCUCAUUUUAAUCUUCCCCCGUGGCAACCCUUGGUUUACUUCCACCCUACCUCCCCUUCACCUACGAUACAUGCGGGCGCCUUCUGUUUUUUAAUACAUUAUCGCUGGUUUUAUCUUUGACUGGAAUGUUGUUUUCUCUCCUCGCCUUGCCGGCUCAAUUUCUGCAUCCAAGACUUCUACGGAUGGGAUGGGACCGGAUAGAUGGAAGCAGUGCGUUUUAGGUCUGGGAUAAUUCGUACGGAAGCCAGCUAAAUAAAACCUUGAGUUACGUAUUUCAUGAAAAACUAUUUCUUUUGAGCUGAAGCUGUACGACAGAUCCAUUUUGGAUUUCUACUAGUUUCCCCACCCCUUUCCUUUCCUUUUUUUUUUUUUUUUUUUCCCUUUUUUUUUGGUGGGGGGGGGGGAAACUUCUUAAGCGCCUCUCUUUUAGUGGUCGUCCAGCAUCAUCAUGCGACCAGCGUGAAGAGUUGGAUGUGGCCAGUGAGCAAGAUGUUUUCCAGAGUGUCCUUGAGAUUGGGGGGUGAGGUUGUGUAGAGGCGCCGGCGCUAAACUUUUAGCCCCGCCACCAGCAGUUCGCAGGGACUCACCGACCCUAGCGUCGCUAAAACACCGCUGAAGAAUGGCGGCACGUUCACAUUGAACACAACUGCUGUGAGGCCACAACGGUGUGCAGAUCGAAGUUAGGAAUUAGGCGAGUGUGCGUGUCGUCGCGCACCCUGCCCUCUUAUGAACCUUGAUGAAAAGACAGCAACUACUCCGCACGCGCAAUGCGGCUGGAUUGUCUGGGAUAGUUACCCAAUGAUAUGAGAGUAGAGAAUCACAGCACAGGGACUUCCGCGCAGCAAUUGCUGUCCUCUCAGAGAGAAUGGGCGGCUCGAUGCCGAUUUCUUUUAACCGGGCCAUCAAACAGACUCGUUAGAAGUACCGGGCGACGGUCAAUCAUGCGUCUGAGUAGGGAAAUGGGUGAUUGAUGGAGGCGAUUGAUGGUGGUAUCUGGGUCGUUGAUGAUGGGUGAACGCACAGGGUUAAACGUAGCGCUGCUAGCUAGCGGGCGGCUCCAUCCUACCUUGAGAUGGUCGAGUUAAAUAACUAGCGGCCAAGAGUCGAUUUGCUCGAUUGCUAUUGAGAUGAGGAAUUGGCUGAAUGACGGGGGGAUGAAAGGGGAUAUCGAGUUCCCGUGUAGAAAUAUUAGACCUGAACAUAGUUGAUGAGCAUAUUCAUUUGCGGAGCGAAGCGAAGCAAAUAUAUGAUGAAAACCCUGGUUAAGUUGAGUUUUAAGCGGAGUUAGGAUGUAUUUACUCAUCUACUCACUGCUAACUACCGUUUAU